GGCGUGGCGAGGCAGCGUUUCCGCCUGCGGGAGGCAGCGCCAGGCCGCUCGCCGGCGCCUGGCACGGGUCAGUCGGCAAGCCGCGCCCUCAGCUGCCGCUCGCGCGGCCAGCCGAGGAGGGCCAUGGAACUGGAGAUGGAGCUGCUGCUGCAGAAGGCCCGCGAGAACGUGGAGGCGGCGCAGAGCUACCGGCGGGAGCUGGGCCAGCGACUGCAGGAGGCGCAGAGGCAGAUUAAAGAGAGUGCAUCACGAACAAGGGAUGUCCUCAAACAGCAUUUUAGUGAUUUAAAGGAGACCCUUGGGAAGCUCCUGGAUGAGCGCCUGGUGACUCUUUUGCAAGAGGUGGACACCAUUGAGCAGGAGACCAUUAAACCACUAGAUGACUGCCAGAAGCUCAUAGAGCACGGAGUGAACACUGCAGAGGACUUAGUCCAAGAAGGUGAGAUUGCCAUUCUUGGAGGUAUAGAGGAACAGAAUGAGAAACUGUGGAGCUUUACCAAAAAGGCCUCACACAUUCAGUUGGACAGUUUACCGGAAGUACCUUUGCUGGUUGAUGUGCCUUGCUUAUCUGCUCAGUUGGAUGAUUCCAUUCUGAACAUAGUGAAAGACCACAUUUUUAAGCAUGGGACUGUAGCAUCCCGUCCACCAGUACAGAUAGAAGAGCUGAUAGAGAAGCCUGGGGGCAUCAUCGUGCGAUGGUGUAAGGUGGACGAUGACUUUACAGCCCAAGAUUACAGGCUUCAGUUCCGUAAAUGCACUUCACAUCAUUUUGAAGACGUAUACGUAGGAUCUGAAACUGAAUUCAUAGUACUGCACAUAGACCCCAAUGUUGAUUAUCAGUUCAGAGUCUGCGCUCGAGGAGACGGCCGACAGGAGUGGAGUCCUUGGAGCAUCCCCCAAAUAGGUCAUUCCACAUUGGUGCCUCAUGAGUGGACAACUGGCUUUGAGGGGUACAGUUUGAGCAGUCGAAGAAACAUAGCACUUCGGAAUGAUUCUGAAUCCUCAGGUGUUCUCUACUCCAGAGCUCCGACCUAUUUCUGUGGACAGACAUUAACAUUCAGGGUUGAAACUGUGGGGCAGCCAGACCACAGAGACAGUAUAGGAGUGUGUGCAGAGAAGCAGAGCGGAUGCGACUCUCUACAGCGGGACCAGGCGGUGUGCAUCAGUACCAAUGGUGCAGUUUUUGUAAAUGGAAAGGAAAUGACAAACCAGUUGCCUGCAGUUACCUCUGGAUCUACUGUCACAUUUGACAUCGAAACUAUGACUCUUGGAACCACCAAUAAUAAUGAAGGCGGAAACUUUAAGCUCCGAGUAACUAUUAGCUCGAAUAACAGAGAAGUGGUUUUUGAUUGGUUACUUGAUCAGUCUUGUGGUUCUCUUUACUUUGGAUGCUCGUUUUUCUAUCCUGGAUGGAAAGUGUUAGUGUUUUAGACUUUUGGAUGCUUGGCUUCAGUUUGCAAAGUUACCAUUGCUGUCUUCAGCCUAGUGUAGUUGUAACUGAUUAAAGAAAAGUUGAAUUCAUCUCUCAGGCCUUUGGAAAUUGAAGAUGUUUACUGGAUUCAUUUUGUAAUACAGUAUUUUAGCAAUAAGAGAAUUGAACAGUGUGGACAAAAAGUAAUUCUGUCGAUUUUUUUUUUUAGCACAUUGUUAAUUAAAAUAUCAUUAUAAUGAAAAUCAAAUUAGUUAUAAAAGUCUAAGAAGAUACAAAAAAGUCCUAUACCCCUCUAUGGUAGUUUUUCUUACACUUAGAAUAGAAGAACUUAAUGUACCGAUAUUUUAUUAAAUAUAAUCCAUCAGGAUUGAAGUUCCCAUAAAACUUUGGAAUAAAACAACAGGAAUAGACCCCACAGAAGCCAGAGUUCUGUCACAUGCGUUCAUUUGUGUGUCCUCCACAAGUGUCCUGACUACACUCCAAGUUCAGGUAUUUGGAAACAACGUUGAGUUUUAUUCCAUGUUCAGGAAUCUUUAUGCCUGGGAAACUAUCCUUUCUGCGUUUUUUCACAGUGCCUGUACAUUUCUGUAGUAGGCAGUAUUAUCUUUUGCUCUUUCCCUGCAUGAUUCUGGAUAGGCUUGAGGGUUUGUGCAGGGUGAAACUCCUCAGGAUGCAGCAGUGUUAGCCAUUGCACAUGUGCGGUCUCAGUGGCGUGUGUCCUAUUUGUGGUGUGAACUGUCAUCCAGUUUAAUGUCAGUUGAUAAGUGGUCUUUUAGUGGACCAAAGAAAUACAGGGUAAAACUUGACCUACUUUUUUAAACUUCAAUUUGUGUAAAAUAUUUAUUUGAAGGACUUACUUAAUAUGUAAAAAUAAUGGCCUUAACUUACUAUACCAGCCUACAGAUUUUUAAAAUGUGAAUUUUCUUUUCAUAUUUACCAGUAGUAGAAAAGUGGGAAAGCAAUUUUGAUAUUUUUGUAAGAUAAUUUAUUUGGGGAUUCAUGUUCCCUAUUAGACAAUCAUGAACUUUCUCUUUGCCUUUAUAAAUGUAAGUAGCCUUUCACAUGUUUAGUGACUAUUAAGAGGUUCUAGCAUGUAGAUUUCUUGUCCAGCUGUCUGAAACAAAAUAAAAAACUCAAAGUUAAA
Messenger RNA from Heterocephalus glaber (naked mole-rat), 2576 nucleotides. RefSeq names its product cytokine receptor like factor 3 (gene Crlf3). The record is from RefSeq and is a predicted model, not a curated record. Gene Ontology annotation, molecular function: protein binding. Lineage: Eukaryota; Metazoa; Chordata; Mammalia; Rodentia; Bathyergidae.